Molecule: messenger RNA, 510 nt
Organism: Argentina anserina (silverweed cinquefoil)
Lineage: Eukaryota; Viridiplantae; Streptophyta; Magnoliopsida; Rosales; Rosaceae
Product: CST complex subunit STN1
Molecular function (GO): nucleic acid binding
Source: RefSeq, a predicted model, not a curated record
AUGGAUCAUCAACCCCUCCUUUACGACACCCACGUAAAGCUCUUAGCUUUCGACCUCCUCACUCUCACCCAAAUCGACCCCACCUCCUCCCGCAACGGCGUCCUCCUCUCACGCGCCGAGACCGUCGGCACCGUCACCUCUCGCGACCUCAAACCCGGCAAGUUCCUCCGCUUCACCAUCGACGACGGCACCGCCGUCCUCAGCUGCAUUCUCUGGCUCAACCAACUCACCUCCCCUUACUUCUCCCGACGCAGCCCACCAGAUGUUCGACUCAUUGCCUCAACCGCCGCCCGUUUCGCCGCUGACGUCGCCCUCGGCGCCGUGGCCAGAGUGCGGGGGGAAAUCUCCAGCUUCAGGGGUGAGAUGCAGAUCACUGUCACGGAUGUCGUCAUCGAGAGGGACCCCAAUGCCAAGAUGCUGCAUUGGGUUGAGUGCAUGAGGUUGGCUCGGAAGGUCUACAAUGCCAUCCCUACUGCUCCUUCAUUCAGAUAGUAGUCUUUAGUUAGUUUA